AUGCAGGCCCUACGAGGGAAUGUGGAUUGCGUCCGUUCGUUGCAGAGCCGUCUCUCCUCUAGUUUCCGAUCUCACUAUUCCACGCUGUCAACAAGCUAUAAGUUCACCGUCAAGCCGCACAUCACGCUUACGACGCGGAGCUUCAGUCACAUCCAGAAUCGAUAUCUUGGCCUGGGGGACGCAUGUAAACGGCUGAUACAACCUGGUGUGAACUCUCAUGUCCUGUCGAGACUGUUGCCAUCGAAUAGACCUCAUAAUUCGUCAGCUGCGAUCGGGGAGCAGAAGCAUUUGUCAACAUCAGCUGUGCCAGAGCAUCAGAAACUUGACGAUACCAACAUCGUUCAACUGGAAGGAGUCUGGUACAGCAAAGGCGAUCGCUCAGUAGGCUACUGGUUGAUUGUAGUUUCUGGCAUGGUCAUUGCCAUGGUCGUUCUUGGUGGAUUGACGCGUCUCACUGGUUCCGGUUUGUCCAUGGUCAAAUGGAAGCCACAUAGUGAGAUUCCGCCGAUGACAGAAGAAGAGUGGAUGGCAGAGUUUGAGGAAUUCAAGACAUACCCCGAGUGGAUAAUGAAACGUCAAUAUGAAAACUUUACUCUUCAAGAUUUCAAGUUCAUCUACUACAUGGAGUGGUCUCAUCGUAUGUUCGGACGUCUGAUCGGGGUUGUUUUCACCGUUCCUCUGGUUUACUUCGCUUCACGAGGAUACUUGAAAGGGCCCAUUCCGAAACAAGUCGGUUUCUUGUUUACUCUCGGAGGGUUGCAAGGACUUGUUGGAUGGUGGAUGGUCAAAAGCGGUCUGCAGAAAGAAAAGAUGCAAUUGGAAUCUGCAGAAGAUUGGCAGUUCAACACUCAAUUUGCAGCUGUCAGCCCAUACAGGUUGACCGCUCACCUUUCCUCGGCGAUUACAAUCUACAUGCUUCUCUUUUGGUUUGGACUUGGUCUCAUCGACAAGCGUCGAAUUGCAACUGCUUGCGACCAGACGGCAAAGAAGAUGUGGUGGUUCAGGCAGGUCGCCCAUGGAGCUGCAGCGUUUGCAGGGUUGACGGCCUUCUCUGGAGGAUUUGUGGCAGGAAAUCAUGCAGGCCUUGCCUACAAUGAUUGGCCGCUGAUGGGAGGAAGAUUCAUCCCAAAGGAUCUGUGGGAGGACCGAUUGGGAUGGAGGAACUUCACAGAGCACAUUCCUGCUGUUCAGUUCAACCAUCGCAUGCUGGCCUACUCCACACUGACGGGCGCUCUCGCCACAUUCUACAUGGCCAGCAGCAUCAAGCUCCCUAAGCGUGUCAACAACGCGAUGCGGCUGGUAGCAGGCGCUCUGCUCCUGCAAAUCAGCCUCGGCGUUGGAACUUUGUGGGGAGGAGUUCCAGUAGAGCUUGCAGCAUCGCAUCAAGCUGGAUCUCUUGUGGUUCUUUCCUCCUUCCUUUGGCUGCUCCACACCCUCCGAUACGCUCAUCCCACCUUCAGGCUCGCAAACGUCGUUUCAUCUGCCAUUCGAUGA
Molecule: messenger RNA, 1494 nt
Organism: Guillardia theta CCMP2712
Lineage: Eukaryota; Cryptophyceae; Pyrenomonadales; Geminigeraceae
Exons: 20
Coding region: 1-1494 (497 amino acids)
Biological process (GO): heme A biosynthetic process
Cellular component (GO): mitochondrial inner membrane
Molecular function (GO): oxidoreductase activity, acting on NAD(P)H, heme protein as acceptor
Source: RefSeq, a predicted model, not a curated record